Stegastes partitus (bicolor damselfish) is the source of this 1590-nucleotide messenger RNA. RefSeq names its product E3 ubiquitin-protein ligase RNF220-like. The transcript has 14 exons. Gene Ontology annotation, biological process: protein ubiquitination. The record is from RefSeq and is a predicted model, not a curated record. Gene Ontology annotation, molecular function: ubiquitin protein ligase activity; metal ion binding. NCBI's taxonomy places the organism in Eukaryota, Metazoa, Chordata, Actinopteri, Pomacentridae. Bases 1 to 1590 code for a protein of 529 amino acids.
AUGGACCUCCACCGCCCCUUCAAGAUGGACAGCCCCUCCUACCUGCCGGCGCCGCUGGCCUCCCCCGCCCUCAUGGUGCUGGCCUCCACCGCCGAGGCCGGCAGGGACGCCUCCGUCCCCUGCCAGGCUCCCCGGCCCUUCGGCGUCCCCGCCUCCGUGGAGAAGGACCUCCACCUGCCCUUCCCCUCGGCCUCCUACACCUUCACCUCCAUGUACCAGCGCCAGGGCCCCAUGUCGGGCACCUUCCCGGCCCGAGACUUCCCGGCCUCCCUGCUCCACCUGCACCCCCAGUUCACCCCUCCGAACCUCGACUGCUCCACCCUGGGCAUGCUCAACCACAGCGGCGUGGGCGCCUUCCGGCCGUUCUCCUCCCCGCAGGAGGAGAGGGAGUCCGGGGGCUACCAGUCGGCUUUCACCCCCGCCAAGAGGCUGAAGAGCUGCUUCCCGGACGUGGAGGGGAAGGAGUUUGACUUUGGCUCCCUCGGAGGCUCCCUGAAGGCCGUGGAGGACUCCGGGAGGAAGCUGUUCUCCAUGUCCGGCCUGCUGUCUGAUGGAGAGGCUUCGUCGAGCCCGGAGGAGCGCAAAGAGCACAGCAAAGUGAAGGCUCUGUACGACGCCCAGGCCCCGGUGUGUCCGGUGUGCCAGGCCAUGCUGCGACCAGGAGAGCUGCAGGAGCACAUGGAGCAGGAGCUCACCAAGCUGGCCCAGCUGCACAUCAGUGGUUCUGCGCUGCAGCACGACCUCCUCAUACGGACUCCGAAGUCUUUGUCGCUUUCUCUGCAUAUCAAGCGUGAAGGAGGUUCUCCGUCUUUGCCUCCUCGACCGGCUGAGGAGGCCCACUCCGACCGGUACCAGACGUUCCUCCGUGUGCGGGCCAACAGACACACCAGACUGAACGUCAGGAUCGGGAAGCUGAAGAGGAGGAAACAGGAGGACGGACAGGAAUCCUCGGCCGACCUGGUGCCGCUGGAGGACGAGUGGAACGAGAGGAGGAGGAUCCAGAUGACGUCUUUAGGCUUCAAAGGUGCCAUGCUGGUGAGCACGACCUCUAAGGAGUGCCGAGACAGCGACGCAGACCUGGACGUGGACGGAGACGACACUCUGGAGUACGGCCGGGCGCAAUACACAGAGACGGAUGUGAUUCCCUGUUCAGGAGAAAGUUCAAAGGAGACGACAGUCAACAGCAGCAGCAGCAGCUUGUUACCUGAUUCCAGAGUAAAUCCAGAUUUCUCCAAGUGGUCAAACGAUGGGAGUCCGUCCACCAGCAGCGGAGAGAAGCAGGACGGCAGCUCAGCCGGACUCCCCAAAACCUGCAAGAACACCGACAUAGACUCGCUCUCGGAGGACUCCACGCCGACGACGCUGGAUGCACUUAAAGCUCGGAUACGAGAUUUGGAGAAACAGCUGUCUAAAGGAGACAGAUUUAAAUGCCUCAUCUGCAUGGACACCUACACGACUCCGCUCACCUCCAUCCAGUGCUGGCACGUCCACUGCGAGGAGUGUUGGCUUCGGACGCUGGGAGCCAAGAAGUUGUGUCCCCAGUGCAACACCAUCACCUCACCUGGAGACCUGAGGCGGGUUUACCUGUGA